GGCUACUACUGGGUGGGGAAAUAGUAGAUACGCAAGAAGAGGGAGAGAUUCGGCUAGGGGCAGUGGCGCUUACUCUCUAAGAAAGCCAGAGAGAGAAAGGCACCACCAAGGAGAGGAGAUGGAUCACAGCCGCUCCUUUUCUUCCUAUCUCCAAAGAAGGGUCCAAGAAGUAGCAGCUCAAGAGAAUCGGGUGAAGGAGUCUGCGUCCCCGGGCUCGGGCUCGGGAUCGGCAGGGGGCGCUGCCGAGAAGAUGGGGAGAGGGAGGAUCGAGAUCAAGCGCAUCGAGAACACGACCAACCGGCAGGUCACCUUCUGCAAGCGCCGCAACGGCCUCCUGAAGAAGGCGUACGAGCUCUCGGUGCUCUGCGACGCCGAGGUGGCGCUCAUCGUCUUCUCCGGCCGCGGGCGCCUCUACGAGUACUCCAACAACAGCGUGAAAGCAACCAUUGAGAGAUACAAGAAGGCAACAAGUGACAUCUCCAGCGCUGGUACAGUCGCAGAGAUCAAUGCCCAGCACUACCAGCAGGAAUCUGCGAAGCUGAAGCAGCAGAUAACCACCUUGCAGAACUCCAACAGGACUCUAAUAGGCGAUACAAUGGCCACCAUGAGCCACAGAGACCUGAAACAGCUGGAGGGAAGGCUGGACAAAGGCCUUGGAAAGAUUAGAGCAAGAAAGAACGAAUUACUAUGCGCUGAAAUUGAGUACAUGCAGAGAAGGGAAAUGGAGCUGCAGAAUAACAACUUCUUCUUGAAGGAAAAAGUAGCUGAGACUGAAAGGGGGCAACAGCAGACGUUGAACAUGAUGGGGGCGGCUUCGACAUCGAAUGAGUACGAGCAAAAUAUGAUCCAUUGUGAUCCGAGAACCUUCCUGCAGUUCAACUUCAUGCAGCAGCAGCCUCAGUACUACUCCCAGCAGGAGGACCGAAAAAGUUUCAACUCAGUUGGAAGGUGAUGGAUGCAUCCAUGCACAGCUGUGUCGUCUCUCAUUUACCUUCAAGUGAGAUUGAAGCUAUAUAUAUCCGUGAUAUAUAACUAGAACUUCCAUGAAUGUGUGUAUUUCUAUACACGCACAAUCAACUUUAUCCCAUAUAAUUAAGGCUUGGCCACACCAGUGCAAUGUAUCCAUAUGUAUUGUGAUGAUACUACUUAAUUAUCUCAGUGCAACCCAGGUACUUCUUCGCAUAUAUCUAUGUACCUUUUCUAUAUGCAAUAGUAUUGGUGGCGAUUUCAUAUA
Aegilops tauschii subsp. strangulata is the source of this 1234-nucleotide messenger RNA. Its product is annotated as MADS-box transcription factor 58. Gene Ontology annotation, molecular function: RNA polymerase II transcription regulatory region sequence-specific DNA binding; DNA-binding transcription factor activity; protein dimerization activity. Gene Ontology annotation, biological process: positive regulation of transcription by RNA polymerase II. Lineage: Eukaryota; Viridiplantae; Streptophyta; Magnoliopsida; Poales; Poaceae. The record is from RefSeq and is a predicted model, not a curated record. Gene Ontology annotation, cellular component: nucleus.